This is a messenger RNA of Boeremia exigua, 2109 nucleotides long. RefSeq names its product phosphodiesterase/alkaline phosphatase D precursor. The record is from RefSeq and is a predicted model, not a curated record. NCBI's taxonomy places the organism in Eukaryota, Fungi, Ascomycota, Dothideomycetes, Pleosporales, Didymellaceae. Bases 149 to 2023 code for a protein of 624 amino acids. The transcript has 4 exons.
CGGGAUAACAGACUGGGAAACAGCCUGUGUGGCUCCAAGGUUUUGGAGAUUAUGCGAUUCUGGUUGGAUUACAAAAGGUCCAGCAUGUCGGUACCUCUACCUUAGGCUGGAUCGAUCACAGUCCUCGUUUCUGAAGUCAAUCUUCACUAUGAAGCUCCAACUUAUAUCGUUCCUACCAUGGGCGUCAAUCGCCAGUGCCAGUUGGUCGAAGAACCUGAAUUAUCGUUCACCGUCGGAACAUCACCCUGCACUGGGAGUUUCGAUACAUAGGGUCGUCAAGAGAAAUGAUCCCCUAUCGGCUUACGAUACUGCAACCCUUAACUUUACCCAUGGCGUCGCUUCUGGUGAUCCUUACCCUAACAGUGUGAUCCUAUGGACUCGAGUGGCGCCGCAGAGCGAUAACUCGGAAUCGAACUUGACGGUUACCGGAUACGCUCCAUUAUUUGACCAUGAUAACGAAAAGUACGUACAUGUGUCAAAAUCGCCUGUUUGUGUCGAGUACAGGGUUGCGACAGACAAGAGUCUCACCAGCACGGUUGAUUCUGGGAAGGUCUACACCAGUUCAGACGUAGAUUUCACGAUCAAGGUUGAAGCAACAAACUUGAAGCCGUACACCACGUACUACUACCAGUUUAAUGUCUGUAAUUCGAACAACCGGAGCCCACUCGGACGAACAAAAACGACACCAAAUGCCGACGAUGAUGUCACCAAAGUCAGUCUUGCAGUCUUCAGCUGUGCAAACUACCCAUUCGGUUUCUUCAACGCAUAUGGCAAUGUUGCACGCAAGGACUCAGUCGACUACAUAGUCUUCCUUGGAGACUAUAUCUAUGAGUAUGAAAACGGGUAUUAUGGCUGGGGCAACAGCAUGGGUCGUAUUCCACUACCCGACCGCGAGAUUUUCACAUUGUAUGACUAUCGCAAACGCCUGGCUACAUAUCGUACGGACUUGGAUUUGGUCGAAAGCCACCAGCAGUUUCCUUGGAUCCCAGUGUGGGAUGACCACGAAGUAGCAGACAACACGUACCGUGAUGGCAUGGCUGAGUUGAACAACACAGAGGAUAGCUUCAUCAAGGACGGUGUCGGUGUUUCUGUGGACCAACGCAAGAUGAAUGCCGUCCGUGCGUACUUCGAGUGGAUGCCGAUACGACAGGUAGAUAUGGACGACAACUUGAGAAUUUGGCGGUCAUUUUCUAUUGGUAAGCUGGUCGAUUUGACCAUGCUAGACACACGCAAUUACGACCGCAGUAUCACUGAUCUGUACUGGAACACCGACUACAUCCAUGAAAUCUCAAACGACGCUGGCCGAUCUCUUAUGGGCUCUCGCCAAGAGAACUGGUUCUACAGAAGCCUCUCAGAAUCGGCCGAACGUGGGGCAACAUGGCGAGUUAUAGGAUCUCAGAUUGUUUUCUCGCGUAUAAACCAGUCAGCGGCUAACGGCGAUGCCAACCCGGAGAACUACGAUGCCUGGGGUGGUUAUCUAGCGAACAAGAACCGCACUCUCAACCACCUGUACAGCAACAACAUCAACAAUAACAUAUUCCUUGCCGGUGAUAGCCACGCUUCGUGGGUCAGCGAUCUUGUCUGGCUAGAUGAGAAAGAAUAUGACAAGAGUACUGGAGAAGGUUCUAUCGGCGUUGAGUUUGCUGGCAGUGCUGUCACCUCCCCUUGUCCAUACGGCCAGAACAUCACCCUUGCCACCGCGAACAACUACUCUACGUGGCUACAAAAUGCGAAUGACGAGCUCCAAUGGCAGGACUUGUACUACCGUGGAUACUUCGAACUGCAUUUCACCCACGAUAAAGUCGACGCAAACUUCUUCGGACUUCCGAGCAUCACCACGAGGAACGGAUGGGAGAUUCCCAUUGGCAACUUCACUGUCCUCGCUGGCGAGAACAAGCUCCAGCGUCCUGUGGGCGGAGGUGUUGUGGAAAGCGGAAGCUUGAAGUUUGGCAAGGUGGUGCAGAACAACAUCACGCUCGACACUAACAACGGCACUUGGUUCGUGAGUCACGCGAAGUUGUAGGCUAUGUAGAGGCUUUAAUGUACCCAGAACGACUAGCCAAUUAGCACUUCUGUAGGAUCUAAUCCGCUUAUUGCAGCCAAUAUUCA